AUGGCAGGGCUUGAGCUCCUGCUGCUGGUCGGGACGAGGGAUGGCGAGGCGACGAAGGAACGGCAGGGCGAGGCUCCAAGCGGCGGAGGGCGCGGCAAGGAGACGGGCGUCCAUGAGGGACCUCCUGUCCAAGGCGCAGCGGCGGGAGCUCCGUCUUGGGUAGUCGGGGACGAGGUGCAGGAGAGGAAGGCGGGAGGCGAGCCGCGCGUGAGGGAUAUGGACGGCGACCGGUGCAGCGCGACGGUGGCACAGAACGGCAAGGCUGCGUCACAGGGAACGAGAGGGAGAUGGGAGGUUUGGUCGUGGGUUCCCUGGCGGCGUGAGGAGGGAGACGAGGGAAGGGAUCGAGGGAGAGAGAGGUUUCGGGUGCGGGCGCUGUGGAGAUCAAGAGGAGGCGGCGGGGUGGAGACGAGGGAAGGGAGAGAUCGCACGGGCUAG
Messenger RNA from Triticum turgidum subsp. durum (durum wheat), 438 nucleotides. The record is from the annotation of a GenBank genome assembly. NCBI's taxonomy places the organism in Eukaryota, Viridiplantae, Streptophyta, Magnoliopsida, Poales, Poaceae.